This is a messenger RNA of Cynara cardunculus var. scolymus (artichoke), 1165 nucleotides long. Its product is annotated as probable WRKY transcription factor 70. Gene Ontology annotation, biological process: regulation of DNA-templated transcription. Lineage: Eukaryota; Viridiplantae; Streptophyta; Magnoliopsida; Asterales; Asteraceae. The transcript is spliced from 3 exons. The coding region runs from base 53 to 988 and encodes 311 amino acids. The record is from RefSeq and is a predicted model, not a curated record. Gene Ontology annotation, molecular function: DNA-binding transcription factor activity; sequence-specific DNA binding.
AUUGAUAGAUGUGUUAUGGGUUGGAUUAGAUCUCACACCCACCAAAUAACGUAUGGAGUCUUCAUCUUGGCCACAAAGUUUGCCAAGCAACAGGAUCAAAGCUAUACAAGAGCUCACCCAAGGUCAACCCUUGAUUAACAAGCUUCGAGAUAUGCGGCCGGAAGAGAUCGAGUCCGACCUCAGGUCAGCCGACGGUGUGGUCGGACAGAUCUUGGGGAUGUUUGAUAACACCCUUUCGAUCCUGAGCUCCACGGAGAUCCCGUAUAUCCCAACUGGUGAUAUGCAGUCUUCGGGAAGCUGGGAUGGCCAGACGUCAGAAGAUCAUGACGAAACUGUUAAAACUGUAACGCCAGUAAAAACGAAGAGGGGAUGUUACAAAAGAAGAAAAGACUCAACGACAUAUACGAAAUUAGUUUCUAAUCCGGUUGAUGACGGGUAUGCUUGGAGAAAGUAUGGCCAAAAGCCGAUCCUUAACGCGACUUACCAAAGAAACUAUUUUAGGUGCACUCACAAGGUUGACCAAGGGUGUCAAGCAACCAAACAAGUUCAAAUGACUGAAGAUAAGCCACCAAGGUAUAGGAUAACCUACAACGGACAUCAUACUUGCAAGGAUUUACUAAGAUCUCCUCAAAUCAUUUUCGAUUCUCCGGACCCGAGCAAUACUUCGAUUAUUCUUAACUUUGAAACAAAGGGAUUCACUGAGAACAAACAAACCGACACUUGUUUGUCCUCAAUGAGACAAAACCGCAAAGAGGGUUUUCCUUCUUUAUGGUUGAAACACAACCAAAGUUACUCAUCAUGGGAUCUGACCGCACAAGUCUCGGAGGUUCCUUCAAAACCCGUGUCUGUGAUGUCGUCCGGUGUAGACCACGAGGACAUGAUCUCUUCAGAGGUAUAUUCGUCAACAUGCUGUACUCGUGGGUAUGAUGAGAUCGACGAUCUAAUCGGCAACAAUGUUUUCAGUGACUUAUUUGAAUUAUGUCCCUAGUUGGUUUUUGAUUUGGAAUUAUAGAUGGUAGGAUGAAUAUAUAAUUAAACUUGUUUUAUGAAAUUGAUUUGUGGAUUUGGUGAUUGGAGUUUGACACCAUCCAUGAGACAUGGGAUUUUGUUUACGAGUGUCAUGUUUGUAUAAUUGGAACCAGAAAACCCUAAAUCAAAGUAAAAA